GACAUCUAUACAGCGUACAGGAAGUAAACAUGAAAUGAGCUUCAGCAGCGGUGAAGCCGAACAAGGAUUUUAAAUUGUUUUUGUAAUAAAUAAAUAAAAAUGGAUCGAUUUUCGUGGUCAACUGGGCUUUUAGAAAUAAACGAAACAUUGGUUAUUCAACAACGAGGGGUCAGGCUGUAUGACGGCGAUGAUAAGGCGAAGCUGGAUGUUGGAGUUGUCCUGUUGAGCACCCAUCGGUUGAUCUGGAGGGACGUUAAAAAUCAUGAAUGCUGCAUUGCCAUGCCACUGUCUCAGAUCAUCUUCUUUGAGGAGCAGGCUGCAGGAAUAGGAAAGAGUGCGAAAAUAGUUAUACACCUGCAUCCAGUACCUGCGAACAAGGAGCCAGGCCCCUACCAACAAAGCAAGUACUCCUACAUCAAGCUGUCCUUUAAAGAACAUGGGCAGAUAGAGUUUUACAGGAGGCUAACAGAGGAGAUGACUCAGAAAAGGUGGGAGAGUACACCUGAUUCACAACCGAUCUCCUCAAGAACUGGUCCUCAGGCAGGAAGGACACGUGCCGUGGGAAUUGUUGGUAUCGAGAGGAAGAUUGAGGAGAGGAGGAAAGAAACAGACAAGAACAUUUCUGAGGCAUUUGAAGACCUUAGCAAGCUGAUGGUGAAGGCCAAGGAGAUGGUGGAGGUGUCCAGAUCUAUAGCCAACAAAAUCAAAGACAAGCAGGGAGACAUAACAGAAGAUGAGACGAUUCGAUUUAAAUCCUACCUUCUGAGCAUGGGUAUUGCUAACCCUGUUACCAGGGAAACGCAUGGCUCAGGUACACAUUAUCACCUGCAACUGGCUAAGCAACUUGGAGAUAUGCUCCAGGCCCCUCUCGAGGAACGCGGGGGCAUGAUGGCUCUCACUGAGGUUUACUGUCUCGUCAACCGCGCCAGAGGGAUGGAGCUUUUAUCUCCAGAGGAUUUGGUAAACGCAUGCAAAAUGUUUGAGUCGCUGAAGCUCCCGCUGAGGCUGCGUGUGUUUGAUAGUGGCGUUAUGGUGGUUCAGCUGCAGUCUCACAGCGAAGAGGAAAUGAUAGCCUCAGCGAUGGACAGUGUGUCAGACAAAGGCUCCUUGACAGCAGAGGAGUUCGCGAAGCUCUUGGGUCUUUCUGUUCUUCUGUCAAAAGAGCGGUUGCUGCUGGCUGAGAAGAUGGGCCACCUGUGCAGAGACGACUCUGUGGAGGGCUUGAGGUUCUACCCAAACCUGUUCUGACCUGUUUACAAGUUGACACUAUCGAGAUUGGACUUUCUCGGCUGACGGACGGAUGCAUUAAAACAAUCGCCUGACCUCCUCGCGUGCAGCAGGGUGCCUGCUGCGCACGCAACUCCAUUGUGUGCUCCAGUUUCAAAUUCAGCCUCAUUUGGUAUUGAACGGUUGGUUCUCUGUCGCUGGUGGCAGAGCACGCGAAGUCCACGUACCAGGUGUUAGACUGAACGCCGUCUGUAGGAUGUUGAUAUGUUUCCAGGAGUGGUUUAUGAAACUGCAAAUAUUGUACAAGAAGAGAAGGGGUUCCAGAUUUACUCUAGUUUGGCUUUGGGUAAUAUGCUUUGUAAGUGAGAAGUAAAUCAUCCUCAACGAUGGCCAGAUAAUGGUUUCCAAAGUAAAAUGUACACCUUUUUAAUAAAUGGUUGAGGACUGAA
Mugil cephalus (flathead mullet) is the source of this 1676-nucleotide messenger RNA. It is a transcript of the gene vps36, whose product is annotated as vacuolar protein sorting 36 homolog. Gene Ontology annotation, molecular function: ubiquitin binding; phosphatidylinositol-3-phosphate binding. Bases 100 to 1248 code for a protein of 382 amino acids. NCBI's taxonomy places the organism in Eukaryota, Metazoa, Chordata, Actinopteri, Mugiliformes, Mugilidae. The transcript has 14 exons. The record is from RefSeq and is a predicted model, not a curated record. Gene Ontology annotation, cellular component: ESCRT II complex; late endosome membrane. Gene Ontology annotation, biological process: protein transport to vacuole involved in ubiquitin-dependent protein catabolic process via the multivesicular body sorting pathway.